GUCCUAAUUCAGCGAGAACGUUUCUAAUCGGCGGCCCAUGCGCACUCCAAACUAUCUCCUGGCCCCUCAAGCUUACCAGUGUGGGGGACGAUACAACGGACAAAACAAAGUUCCAAACGUCCAGGCGUUCCUUGGGCAGCAAGACCGUCGCCAUAACCAAUCGAGUUCUGAUGAUGGUGCUAACGGCACAGACAUAGCGCCAAGCGAGGGUCAGAUCGAGUCACCUGUUGAACACAAGCCUCCCCCUUCCCCACCCCAACAACAAAAAUAGCAACCGUGACCGUGUCCGCAUCCCCAAACUGGUCCACAGGCACAAACGGCAAGAAAAGAGAAACGAAGUCAUGGCUAAGGCUACUGCGCACAGGGUCAAGUCAACCGACAGACUGAAGAAAGAGGCGUCCGGGACCCCAUCUCUGGGAAAGAUGUCAUCAUCAAGGAUGCACAAUUAUCGGCCAUAUCCACCUAUAGAAUCUAUCAAGCCUGUCCUUUCGGCAGUCAAUCGACUUGGUCUGUUCAUUUUUGCCGCCAUCGGGUUUGCAUGGUCCUUUUCUGCAUUUGGCAAAGGCCGCAAAAUCGAGAAAGAGAUCAAGCGCAUCCGUUCUGAUCUGCACCGUGUUCGAGGCGAAACAGUUCAUAGGUUCAUUUCUCUUGCUGACAUGGUCGAAGAUGUCAUCAGGCUUCACUUCCUCACUUCGUGGUACACACUCAUACCAGAUGCUGUGAAGAUCUCUGAUUUCGGCCAAAACACGAAUCUCAUACCAAUCGUCGGUAGGGUGCUCUUCCUGACUGGGGAUAGGAGAGAAGAACGGAUCGACUAA
Molecule: messenger RNA, 818 nt
Organism: Cantharellus anzutake
Lineage: Eukaryota; Fungi; Basidiomycota; Agaricomycetes; Cantharellales; Hydnaceae
Exons: 6
Coding region: 342-818 (158 amino acids)
Source: RefSeq, a predicted model, not a curated record